AGGGGGCAGUUCCUUUCUUUCUGGGGUUGGGCUGAACCUUCAUUCUGUUCUCUUUAAGUUUGCGCUUACUGCAAGAUCAUAGAACAGCAAAUUGUAAAUAUUGUAGUGGUAAUUUAGUUAAGUAUGCAUGUUGCGUACGGUACAGCCAGCAGGCUGUGAAAACGAAAAUAUUUUGUCGUUGGUUGUUUUGUGCUCUCCGAAAGACAAUGAGGUGAUGACAGAUCUGUCCUCUGCUAGCUGGCUAGAUCCAUUACUGACGACUCCUUUCCUCAGCUGUGCGCUUAUGAAAAUGAGCAUUAAGAAAUUGUCAAGAUGGCACCAGCUAUAGAAAUUGGAACGUGGUGGCAGUUUUUUCCUAAGGGAUUUUAAAUCUUGAAGCAGCUUGGUGGAUUAUUAUGUACAAAGGAUGCUUUUCUCGUUUAAGUAUUUUGCAUUUGCGCUUUUUCUCUCAGUAUGUGUCGCCACUUAGCCAGUGGCUGCAUUGCAUCAGUCGCCUUGGACUCGCACGCAAUUCUAAGAGCUGAAUAUAUUCAAUGAUGGGCAAAUACCGUUACGCCGCAUUACGGGCACCAGAUGUGUUUGGUCUGUUGGAGCACAAACUGCACAACGAGGAGCUUUUCACGUAAACGUCAGACCAGGAAUAGAUGUAGUUAAUCCAUUUGUAGGCUACUGCGAUUAGCUACAGUUAGUUAAGUAGCUACAUUGCGCGUGAAGUGCUAUGCUAUAUUAACUUCUGGUGUCGGCUAGGCGUAUAUAAACAGUGUACAUUGAAAUUCUGCCUGAUUUGUAAACAUAUGCAAAUGAUUUAAUAUUAGCCGGACUUCACUAACAUUAAUGCACCAAUGCAAUGAAUUUUAUUCAUAACAGAAAUGGUUAGACUUAUCAUUAACAGUUCUGCUUUGCAAUGGGUACACGCGCAAUUUAGUUAAUGGAAUGCAUAUUUAACAGCAAACUAGCCAUCCAUUCGGCCUGGUUCGUGUGACUGACAAGUGUCUUCGCUGGGACGAGCGACAAGAGUUGAGUGAAUAUGGAAGAGUCGCUGUCACCUGACCCUCUAUCCUCGCUGGACGUGGAAAUAGACCCAGAUUUUGAGCCACAGAAAAGGCCAAGGUCCUGCACGUGGCCUUUGCCUCGACCAGAGUCCAAUGCAGGAAAACCUGGAUCUACUGACAAUGAGAUUAUUCCCGAGGAAGGGGACGAUGACGCUGCCACUUCAGUCACUAGUGGCACAAACGGCAUAGUGAGCUACAUCUCCACUACGGGGGGUGACGGAAACAGUCCCAAUGCUACUACCGUGGAAGACAUUAAAGCUGCGUCCGCCAUCCUGCAAAAGUCGGGUUCGCAGCUUUCCUCGCUUUCUCCUGCAGCGCCUGGGGCUGGUCAGGGGUCCCAACAACCGAGAAAGUCGUCUUCGCGCAGGAAUGCGUGGGGUAACCUUUCGUACGCAGACCUUAUCACAAAAGCCAUCGAGAGCUCGCCUGAAAAAAGACUCACCUUGUCCCAGAUCUACGACUGGAUGGUUCGAUGUGUGCCAUACUUCAACGAUAAAGGCGACAGCAACAGUUCGGCAGGGUGGAAGAACUCCAUCCGGCACAACCUGUCUCUCCACAGCCGCUUUGUGCGGGUGCAGAAUGAGGGAACUGGAAAGAGCUCCUGGUGGACGAUAAACCCGGAUGGCGGGAAAGGGGGCAAGGCCCCUCGGCGGCGUGCUGUAUCCAUGGACAACAGCAGCAAGUAUGCCAAGAGCCGUGGCCGUGCUGCCAAGAAGAAGGCUGCCUUGCAGAUAUCCCAGGAUGUUGGGUCUGAGAGCCCCUCGGGUCCCUCCAAGUGGCCCGGCAGCCCCACGUCACGCAGCAGCGAGGACCUGGACGCCUGGACAGACUUCCGCUCCAGAACCAGCUCCAGCGCCAGCACACUCAGCGGCCGGCUCUCACCCAUCCUGGCCAAUCCCGAGCUGGAUGGGGUGCCAGAUGAUGAUGACCUGCCCCUCUCCCCCAUGCUGUACUCCAGCCCCAGUGGCACAUCCCCCUCAGUGGCCGCCCCCGGUCCUGCUGAGCUCCCCCGGCUCGCUGACCUGACCGGCACCAUGAACCUCAAUGAUGGACUGCACAACGACAUCCUGGAUGACCUCCUUGACGAUGUUGCUCUGACCCCGCCCCAUGAAGCCUCUCCAGGCACCGGCGGGAGUGGUGACAGUGCAGUAAGGGGUUCAGGCCUCAGUGCUGCUGGCUAUGCCAGCUCUAUCUUCGGCCCACCGUCAUUGGCGGGCCUGCGCCCAUCACCCAUGCAGACCAUCCAGGAGAACCGCCAAUCCUCCUUCUCCUGUGGCACACACUUCACUGCUGAUACCCUGCAAGACCUGCUAGGCUCUGCCCCCCAUGCCCACAGUGAUGUAAUGAUGACACAGUCGGAUCCACUGAUGUCACAAGCCUGUGCUGCUGUGUCUUCACAGAACCCUCGGCGUGGCGUCAUGCUCCGCAGCGACCCUAUGAUGUCCGGCCAGGGUGGCUCCGUGGGGAAGCCCUCAGCCGUCCGUCACCAGGCCCAGCGUCAGAGCUCCUUGCCAGCUGCAUGGAGGGCUGGUUUAGUCGGAGAGAUGAGGGACCUGGUCUCCCUCAAGCAGCAGGCCCUGUCCCCUGGAAACAGUCUGUCUUUGCACCAGGGCUCGUCCGACUCCUCCUCGUACUCCAGCCUUCAGCACUCUGCCCAGGACAGGUUCCCCAGUGACCUAGACCUGGACAUAUUCACGAGCAGCCUGGACUGUGACGUGGAUUCCAUUGUCCGCUCAGAGCUGAUGGAUGCCGAUGGGAUAGACCUCAGCUAUGACUCCCUAACCUCUACUCAGAACGCUGUGACCCUUAGCAUGGGUGGGUUCACCAGUGCCAAGCAGGCCACCUCCCAGAGCUGGGUGCCAGGGUGAGGACCCAGGGGUUAAAAAAGUCCAUCUGUGAUGCAUGACCCAACAUGAUGUCUUUUGCCAAACCAGCCAUCUGCAUAAUGUGGACGCCAGUCAGUUUAUAGAACUGUCCUCAGAACCUUUCCAUCGCUACUACAGAAUCAAGAAAUAAUGACUGGAGAAAACUUGCUGAACUCAGCUUUUUAUGAAGUUAUUUGCAAAAAGAAUUCUGAAUUAUGCACUGCUUAUUUUCAAUGUAAAAUGUAACAACCACAUGCUGAUAUAAAGAAUUUGGGGGGUUAACAUAAGUUGUGUGAGUAUAAUGUAUCCCUUGGUGUAGUUUUUAUGAAAAAAAGUGAUUUGGUAUUAUUUGUACAGUGGGACACUGAAUAUUUUAGUUUUCAUUUCUUCCUAUAUAUUUCUCUCAGUGUUUAAAAUACGUAAAGUCACCCCAUUCCUCUGCAGCAGAGCAUGUGAGUGGAGCACAGAGCGAACAGAGUGGACAUAAUUUGACUGGAGUGCAAAGUGGGGUUUCAAAGGAUGGAGCGUCUGUCUUCCCUCACUCCAAUAUUGUUCAAUCGCAAGCUUUGCACGUGAGCAGACAGAAAACUUGGCCCAGUGGGCCUACACAGCUUCCCCAUUCCCAACUCCUACUCUGUAGCAAACAAUUAGCUACUUGUGCUAAGUGGGUUAAAUAUUUUUCCAAGGAAACUGACAAAUAGGUGCACCAUGAAAGUAUACUGAAAAGAGCAGAAUGUAGAGAGAGAAUGUGGUGAUAUUGACCCAUUCCUGUAUCUAGUAAUUUCCAUGUCUCGUUCAAAAUUCCUCAUUUAUAUAUUGAAUGUAUUAAAUAUAUGUAUCUAUUCCACAAAGUCAAAGACUCUCCAGUAACUCUUGUUUCAUUGUAAUUGUAGCCUAUACAUUUUAUUAAUUAGCUAUGUCAAGGCUAACUAUCAUUUCACGUGCACAUACACUGUUAGGUAUUGUGUACACUGUAAAAGUUAAAGUAAUAAAUUGACUUGUUUUCCCUCACUUUAUGGGUGUUUCCCUAUAACAGACCAUUUUCCGUAAAAUUAAAAGGUAACCUACACCCAUUAAAUAACAAAUGCGAUAAAUUGGCUCGUUAAACACAUUCUUUAUAGGGGAGAGUUUAUUCAAGAAUGUAACAGUUCUUGGAUUUUGCCAAUUUACUCAGAAAAUAUUUAUCUAAGCACACAGGAAUUUUACUUCAAAUAGCUUUGACAUGUCAGUAGUCAUUAGCUGUUUCAAUUACAUUCAUAACUUCAUCGAGUUGGAUACAAUUAAAACCAAAGUACAUGCAGUCUGAUGUUACACUGUUGGUAUGAUUGUAAUAGAGGAAUAAUUUCUGCAGUAAAUGAAAACUAUACUAUAAUGUGCGUACGCAGGUUUUUUCUGCACAUACUAAUGUUAACCAAGGAAACACAUUUCCAGUGGUAACGUGAGAUCAGCCACACUGUCAGAAGCAUGAGGCUUUAUUCAUGAAAAAACACUUCAAAAGACCACAAAGCCAACCAGCAGUGUUAAGCGCUUAAAAUUAACCACAAUGAUUAAGGUAUAACUGAAAAAAAGACGAGUACAACAGAACAAAAAGGGACAAAAGAACAAAACACAAUAGUCACGGUGUGUUGUGGUGCAUGCCUGCAGGAUCAGAGUGUGACUGCCUCAAAUUGGCAUCUUAUAUAGUAUGUGCAGGGUUUGCACCCGCAUCUGAACAGUGCACACGCAUCACCUGUGCUGCAGCCUGUAACAGACAAAGAACACACAUGCAAACCAAAGCACACUCACAUGACAGAAAGAGAAAAAAUUACAACCAAAUUCAAAUAUAUAAAUUAACUGAUAGUUUUUUUAUUACUCUACUAGCCUAUAGAAAAUAUUUUAGUGAUUAGACUUGCCUGGGUUAAAUGAUGCUUUAAACCAAAAAAGGAAAAACAAACAGUGAAUUUUGAGAUAAACAUUUCUUUCAGUGAACAAGCGGCGAGCGAUUUUGGAGCAAAGCGGUGAAAAGGACAUGGAGCGGGGGCGCGAUGCACAAACACAUGCUUAUGAUCAAGAAGUGACAUUUCCUACCACUCUGCUCUGCUCACAUGCUCUGCUCCCCAAUUACUUUAAUGCAAGAACUUUAAAGGGCAUUGGUUCCAUUUAGGCACUUUAUCAUUUUGCAUCAGUGUUCUCAAUACUACAAUACUUUAAUUAAAUCUCUCUAUCCCCUUUAAUUGUUAUUAUUAGCCCUGUUAAUGUAGCGGUAAUUAAUAUUGGGGAGAUUCUAAAUGUUCAUGUGUUUGUAACUGUAAGUAUCAAGGCCUUGGCAUUGAAAAGGUGUUGUUUGUGGGACGGAAGAUCAAAUUGAAGUUUCGGAUUUGUGUUACUGAAGCCCAGUCUCGUGUUGGUAUGAGCAUUUUUGGUAUGAGUUUUUUCCCAUCUGAAAACGAGAACUCCCACCAACCACAAAAAAACAUCUGCACCAGAAUGUUACCAGGCAGAAUUAUGUGAAGAAAUACAUUACAGAGAAAAUUAUAAGCUACUGCAUGCUGCCAAACUACUUAAAUAUUUCAGAAAUGCUGGCAGACAAAAAACUGAUAAAAACAAGAAAGUAAGUAACUUGGGUAACUUGGGAGUUCAUGGGAACAUGGAAAAUGGGCAAAAUCGGAAAAGGAGUAUCUUGAGCACCAUCUUGCAGGCACAAAAGACCUAUCAACAGGUAGCCAGGCAGAAGACUCCAUGUCAUGCUGGUCUACAUUUAUUUUUCUUUGUAAGAAAUGGAUAGUAGACAUAACACUGUCCGUAGCACAGUAUGCUCGUGUUGUACUUAGCCUUCAUUUUUCUCAUGAUGUUAAAAAUGGCAGACAGUAGAUGUGUCGCUAUGGAGAGAAGGUUCUGGAAUAUUGGUUCAGUAGGCUUUUCUGUUCUCUAAUGUGCUGUAAUAUAUUCUGAGAAAGAGAUAUGCAUGGCAGGGUCUGCAAUUGCAUUUAGCGAUGAAACCUGAUAAAAUGCAUGCCCCUCAUCCAUCCCAGUACACACACACACACACACACACACAGUUAAGGUACUGAUCAUCUGCACAGUACACACAGUGGAGGGACCACCUGUUCCUGAAAAAUGCCCCAAAAUGCUGCAGCUACAGCAACUGCCAGCAGCUCUCAUUUGUGUAGUAAUAUACCUAGACAGGAGAGCAGAAGACAAGGCCAUGAGCCAGCUGCUGUCUUUAAAUAUGUGCUGAAUAAAUCAUGCUGUUUUUCAGUUGGAUACCGGCCAGGGGGAUGUGAGGAGAGGUGAGCAAAUCCAGAUUAGGGAAACUCGAUAGGCGUGACCUUUGACCUCAGUUUAAUGGCAGGUACCAUCAAAGGGAGCAGGUUUGUGUUUAAGUGGAAACCUCAAUUAGGCCACCUCUCCAUGGGUGCCAGGUUUAGAUCUAGCAGGGAAAAGAGAGAGAAGUAUUUUUAGCAAUGGCUUGCAUCAGGAUUAGGGCUGCUUAGCCUGUGACCUGGCCCCAUUGGAUGGGAGAAGAAAUGAAAAAUCCCAGUUCUCCAUUCCUCCCAAAAGGCCAUACUGUAGGUGCCUGUGUGUGUGCACUUAUGAAUUUGUGCACACAUUGUUUUUUUCUUUUGUGCAGUUAUCCUGCAAUUGAUCCCAUGAACUAAUGACCCAUGAAAGUUUACACUGAUGUACCUCCCAAAAUUCACUGAACACACCUGCUUUCCACCUGCUCUAGCAUUUUCUUGUUCACUUCCCUCACCACCAACCACCCCACUCCAAAGGCCUCUUCCACCUCAAACAAAAUUCAGACUGUACUGGUAUCACAUGGACAAUGGCAAUUUUACACCACUCAGCAGGUGUUGAACAUGUUGGUGUUGAACAUGUGGGGACGACAUAGCUAAGGAGGUAAGAGCGGGUGUCUGGCAGUCGGAGGGUUGCCGGUUCGAUCCCCACCCUGGGCGUGUCGAAGUGUCCCUGAGCAAGACACCUAACCCCUAACUGCUCUGGUGAAUGAGAGGCAUCAAUUGUAAAGCGCUUUGGAUAAAAGCGCUAUAUAAAUGCAGUCCAUUUACCAUUGUCAUCUGUUUGUUGCUGGAAGUCAACAUGGCCUGCUUCCCAAUGGAGGUAGAUGUUGUUCAAAGUAGAAAGCACAAUUAAAGCUAAAAUAAACUCCCUUUAAGGGCACCUAGUGCUGUUUUCUGAACCUAGUGCAGUUUUUUUUUACAUGACAGCAAACACUCAGCAGGAAUUGUCUUAAAGGGAUAGUUCACAUUUUUUAGACCCAGGCCUGCUAAGCUACUCACCACAAAUUAUGUGAUGAACUUGGAGACAUGUCAGGCUCAAGCCUGACUCAAGUAUGCAUAGCUCACUCUCUGUUAGCUGUUAGCUUUGUUAACUAAAUAACACUGAUUUAAUGAUGAGCUGAGAAUCACCCCUGACAGCUGUUUAACAAAGGCACUAUUAAAAACAGAACUUAAAUAAACACUUCUUCAUAUGUUUAUUUGCUUGCAUAAAUACAUAUCUUGUCAUCAAAAUGGGCCAAUAUAGCCAAAAACAGUAUUAUUACUAUGGACAACUAUAUCUUGCACCUACUCGAGGCAGGAGGGCUCGAGCCCGACAUGUCCCCCAGUUUGUGGCCAGUACCUCAGUGGACCUGGGUCUAAAAACUCUGAACGAUCCCUUUAGGUGAGAUUGACAUUAAUUUAUGUUCAGGGUUUCUUACAUACCCAUUCAGAAAAUAUGCAGUACUCACAAUAUACUUUUUUAUUGAGCAGUGCAUUUAAACAUUAGAAAUUUUUGUUAUUUAUGGUGCAAGUGUUGCACUUCUGCUGUUAUGAAACUAGGAUGAUUUCAGCUGUACUUUGUUUUGGGCUGAUCACAGCACUGUCUUGAAAAUUAACCCCAGGAAUAUAAAUGCUUUGCUGGACAUACAUGCAACCUUUCCUUGAGUUUUACUUUGUAAUUGAACAGCUCUAGGUGCCUUUUAUUGAUAUUAACCCCAUGUCCUGGUACCUCCUCAUUACCUUUUAGCACUAGUUGCUUCUCUAAUUGAUGUUAGUUGGCAUUUCUCUGUGUGAUCCAUUUUGAAUAGUUAUUGACUUUGUAACAGAAAUGAUGUGCAUGUAAAUACAGCUUGAUUAAACUCUUGGAUUUAUCAA
This is a messenger RNA of Anguilla rostrata (American eel), 8049 nucleotides long. RefSeq names its product forkhead box O3A (gene foxo3a). The transcript is spliced from 3 exons. Bases 1028 to 2920 code for a protein of 630 amino acids. Gene Ontology annotation, cellular component: nucleus; mitochondrial matrix. Gene Ontology annotation, biological process: regulation of transcription by RNA polymerase II. The record is from RefSeq and is a predicted model, not a curated record. Gene Ontology annotation, molecular function: RNA polymerase II cis-regulatory region sequence-specific DNA binding; DNA-binding transcription factor activity, RNA polymerase II-specific. NCBI's taxonomy places the organism in Eukaryota, Metazoa, Chordata, Actinopteri, Anguilliformes, Anguillidae.